Nerophis lumbriciformis (worm pipefish) is the source of this 2877-nucleotide messenger RNA. The record is from RefSeq and is a predicted model, not a curated record. Lineage: Eukaryota; Metazoa; Chordata; Actinopteri; Syngnathiformes; Syngnathidae.
AUGCGUGUGUGUUUGCAUAUAAUCGGCUUCCUUUUCGCCGCAAACUUUUACCUCCCGCCGCUCCAAGCUCAGGAUCCCUCCUGUUGCCACCAUGCUGCAGAGUUCUCCCCUUGUAAAGAAGCUUGUGAUCAGCUUGCCACUAUCAAGAGUGAGUCUCGUUUGAAGCAUCUUCUACAGAGGUUGCCAAGUUACUGUCCAGAGUCUAUGAAUGAGCUGUGGGUUUGUAUCAACUCUACACUUCCAGGAGUAUCAAGAAAGUCGGACAGCUGGGCAGGGCUUGGUUGCUGUGAGCUGGCUAUCUCAUCUGAGUGCCGCAGGGAAUGCAGACAGGCAUCAUCCAAAAAUGACCUAACAAAAGUAUGCAAAAAAGUCACUGAGAAUCCUCUACACAGCUGCAUUACCAAAAAUGAAAUGGGCUCCACAUGCUGCAGCUAUGCCGGGCGUCACACCACCUGUAGGGAGUACUGUCAAGCCAUCUUCAGGACUGACUCGACUCCCACCGUGUCUCAAAUCAAUGCCGUCAAAGAGUACUGUCAGAGCCACAGUGCUCAACUCCUCAGUUGCGUCAGCAAUUUCACCAAGUCCUACCCAAUACGCAGUCCUAUAGACAGUCUGUACUGCUGUGACCGAGCAGAGGCUCCACACUGUCAGUCUGCUUGCCGCCGAAUCCUCCGUACCUUGAGCACAGAGCAUGAGAUAAUGGAAGGUUUGAUCGAAGAGUGCGGCUCCCAGCCUCUCCCCCAAGAUCCCAUGUGGCAGUGCUUUCUGGGAAGUGCUCAUCCCCCAUCCCCAACUGAAAAAGAAGUCCCACAUCCUGCCAAAAUGGACUGUGCCAAACUGCACUGCUGCUCCAAGGCCAACACCUCACUCUGCAGGGACAUGUGUCAGGAAAUUAGCACAAAUUGGGGAAGCCAGACAUGGCAAGACUUUGAUCAACUGUGUGAGUACAACCCCGUGGAGACUGAACUGAACAACUGCCUAGCUGAUGUCAGAGAGCCCUGCCAGUUGGGAUGCAAGGAUCUCUCCUACUGCACCAACUUCAACAAUAGGCCUACAGAGCUGUUUCGCAGCUGCAACAUUCAGUCAGACCAAGGAGCUAUGAAUGAUAUCAAGCUGUGGUCCAAUGGAACAAUUAAGAUGCCUUUUAUGAACAUUCCUGUGCUAGACAUCAGGAAGUGUCUGCCGGAUAUGUGGAAGGCAGUUGCAUGCUCUUUGCAGAUCAAACCAUGUCAUAGCAAGUCCAGAGGGAGCGUCAUUUGCAAGUCAGAUUGUUUAGAAAUCCUGACCCAAUGUGGGGACAGAAAACGUUUCCACGAGGGACAAACUCCUGAGGGGAUAUGUGAGCUGCUGUCACCCAUUGAUGACCCUGAACGCUGCAUCCCCCUCCACAGAUACCUCACCCCUAGUUCUCUGGGAAACAGUGUUGUUGAAGAGGUCAUCCAUCCAUGCAACCCUAACCCGUGCCCAAGCAACCACUUAUGCCAGGUGAACAGAAAAGGUUGCCUUUAUGACCUCAACUGUCAGCCAUUCCUCUGUGUGCCAGGGUGUAAACUCGGCGAGGCGUCCGAUUUUUUGGUGCAGCAGGACGCUCGUUUACAGGUGCCGACUCGCACCGGUCCGGCUGGGUGCUAUGAGGUCUGCACUUGUGGUCCCAGUGGACGCCUGGAGAACUGCGUGGAGAUGCCUUGUGUGGAUACCACUAAGUCUUGCCUUGUGGGAGGACAAAAGAGGAAUCACGGGGUAUCUUUCAAGGUUGACUGUGACACCUGCUUCUGCUUUGCUGGCCACCCUAUCUGUUCUGACAGAGAAUGUCUCACCAUUGAAAGCUCAGAUGAAGAUCGUCUACAUUUUACUGGUCUUCCAUGUAACUGUCCAGACCACUUCAUCCCAGUGUGCGCUUCCAACGGCCGCACAUACCCAAGUGCCUGUGUGGCUCGCUGUGUGGGUUUCAAGGACCAUCAGUUUGUGUUUGGCCAGUGCCGUUUAACUAACCCCUGUGCCAGUAAACCAUGCCAGAGAAACCAGAGGUGUAUCCCAAAAUAUCAAGUUUGCCUGAGUGACGUGUCGGACUGCUUGCAGUACGAAUGCGUGGGCCGUCAGAUGGCCUGCGACAAAAACAGUCUGGAGCCCGUCUGCGAUACCGACGGUGUCAUUCACGCUAGUCUGUGUCAGCUCCAGCAAGCAGGGAAAACUCUUGCCUAUAUGGGCCACUGUCAGGAAUCCUGCAAGAGUCGGCAGCAAGUUUGUGGCCAAAACGGCGAGACCUAUAAUACGGUGUGUGAGGCCUACUCGGACCGAGUGGCUAUCGACUAUGAGGGACACUGUCAAGCUGUGGGAGCCACGUCAGGAACGGCAGCCGACUCCGCUUGCAGUCUUGUAUCUUGUCCACAAUUGUCACCUUCGGGCUGCAAGCCUGUCACACCCCCAGGGGCCUGCUGUCCAAUCUGUGCCAGUAUGUUGCAGGUGCUCUGGAACAAAGAACAAAUGAACACUUUCUCAAAGUUAAACAGGAACCAGCCAGUGUCUGUCCAUGACGUCCUUCAAAUCCUGCGACUUCACGUGUCCGUCCCGCAGUGUGAUGUCUUUGGCUACCUCAGUAUUGACCACGAGCUGGUGAUUCUCAUUGCUCCUGUGGAUGAGCACCCAACUUCCCUGCAGAUUGAAGCCUGCAGUAAAGAAGCUGAGAAGAUAGAUUCCCUCAUAAACUACGCCAGUCCAACACUCGUUUCCCACGUACCCCUCUCUGCUCUUGUUGCCUCCGAGACUAAGACAUCUUCCGUCAAUUCAUCCGGAGGAACUCUAUUGCCCUUGCACCCUAUCCUGUGCCUUCUACUGGGUCUGUUUAUAGCUGCAGCCUCGAGCCCCCAACAGCUGUAA